Messenger RNA from Zea mays, 1801 nucleotides. RefSeq lists its product as uncharacterized. Bases 643 to 1119 code for a protein of 158 amino acids. The record is from RefSeq and is a predicted model, not a curated record. The transcript has a single exon. NCBI's taxonomy places the organism in Eukaryota, Viridiplantae, Streptophyta, Magnoliopsida, Poales, Poaceae.
CAUUGCUAAAAAUCGUGAUUGUAAAAAUAUCUGCGAUUCUUUGUUAAAGGAAAAAAAAUAAGAAAAUGAAUCUUAAAAAAAAGAAAGAGAAAAAUCAUCACGUUCCUAUCGCAUGGCAGAUGAAGAUUUUUUUUCUAUCCCUGAUUUUUCUCACGGCUACCGCUUUCCCUCUGAUAUUUCAAUCGUUGGCCAUAUCUCUUCCCUCUCCUUGAUUUUUCGAGCUGCCUUCUCUCUGAUUUUUCUACAGUCGUCGGUAUUAUCUCUACGCGCGCAAGUGAAAAAUCUCACCGCCGUUGCCUCGCUCCCAUCCGCUCGGCCACCCUGGAUAAAAAUCCCACCGCGGUGUUCAUCUUCUGCUCUCAGCCGAGCGCCCCUGCCCUGCUCUUCUAUCUACGCAUCGCCCUGGUGUUCUUCUCUAGCCGUCGGAGUAGUAGCCAUGGCUUCCAAGCGCUCGUUCUCAGUCUCUGGCGGUAGCUUCUCCCUGCUCCGGUGACUGGUGCUCGGCUCCUCCCCAGCAUCUCCUCGACCCUGCCUAGAAUCCGCCGCACCCUGCUCUCGGUUUGUGCUCGCUUGUGCUCCAGCCAUGGCGCGCCGGCUCCCUGCUGCGCCCGCUGCUGGUUCCCCCUGCUCGCCCGGCUCGCCAUGGAGCCUCACCGUCGCAGCUCCUGCUCGGAUUUCCCUUCCCAGCCGAAAUUCCUCCCUCUGCUCGAGUCCCUCUGCCCAUCUCCACGGCCAACCGCACGGCUCCCUGAUGCACACGUCUCUGCCCCAGCUCGCUCGGACCUCGCCGCGGCCUACCCUCUGCGCCGUGCCCCUGGUCCCGGCCUCAGUCCGCCCACUCCCCAUGGCGCGCCCGCCUUGCUUCUCCAGCGUCGCGUCCCUCCCCAUCUCCUCUGCUCCCUCCAGCUCGCAGAAGCUCCCAGCCGAGCCCCUCUCCAGCCGUGGCCGCGUCUUUCGUGCUCCGGCUCGCUGGCGAGCGCCGCUGCUCCCUCUUCCGUGGUCCCUGGCUCGUCUUUGGUGCUCGCCUGGCUGCGCCCCUUAGCUCUCGACCAUGGUGGUCGCCCAUGGCCGUGUUCUGUUUUUCUCCCCGCAGCGCUCGACGCCUUAGAACCUGCAUAGCUCUGUUCGUCUCGUCAUUACCUUGCUACUGCCUCCGGUGUGGAGUGAUUUGCGUGUGUCGAUGAAGCAAGCGAAGUCCCACAACGUCCGCUAGGUGUUCGACAAAAAAAGAGACAUGAGCCAAGUGUUGUCGAGCCCGUCCCGUGGUUUUCCCUGUCUUGUGCUCGCGCGGUUUUCUGCUCGCUUGCGUGCCCUCUCGACUCGCUCGGCUUUAAUUUCCAAUCGCGUCGUCGAUCUCGUCGUUUGCCGUCGAGUCGUCAAACACGUCAUCCCAGCUCGAUCCUCACCUCACCAGCUUACCCCAGACUUCAAUCGAAGGUCGUCGUCGUUCGUGCAUCCCCAAGAAAACCCAAGAAUCGAGUGAAGACGAAGUUAGCAGCGCGAUUUUCCCCAAGCGCUCAACCAAUUGCCUGGAUCGGAAAAUCGCUACCGAUCUCGCGGAUUCGUGUCAGCUGUGGAAACGGUAAGCUGAUAAAUUAUUCAGAAUAGUUUGAUCGAUGAAUAAAUUAAUGUGCUAGUGCGAUGCUCAUUAAGGUGCUCGAUAAAUUGCGUAAGUCACGAAACUCUCGUCGACUUCGCAGUUCUUGCGAUUAUCGAGCCAGGUUCAGUUAUAGCGAGUUAUUUCGCUAUUCCGGUCAAUUAGCUGAAUUAAUGUACCAAGUAGAAUUUUGGUAGGCAUGUG